Impatiens glandulifera is the source of this 3027-nucleotide messenger RNA. RefSeq names its product beta-galactosidase 9. Gene Ontology annotation, biological process: carbohydrate metabolic process. The transcript is spliced from 19 exons. Gene Ontology annotation, cellular component: cell wall; vacuole. NCBI's taxonomy places the organism in Eukaryota, Viridiplantae, Streptophyta, Magnoliopsida, Ericales, Balsaminaceae. The record is from RefSeq and is a predicted model, not a curated record. Bases 86 to 2764 code for a protein of 892 amino acids. Gene Ontology annotation, molecular function: beta-galactosidase activity; carbohydrate binding.
GAUUCUAUCGUUUAUUCCUUUAUCUGUUUUGAACUCUGACCCCAUUUAAGCAAUUCUCUCUGCGUUUCUCUACAUCUCAAGCAGAAUGAUUGAGCUUAGAAUCGCACUCUCAUGUCUGGCUCUGUCGUUGAUACUCAACUUAGUGGUUACCGCCGGAGAGUUCUUCAAGCCAUUCAAUGUCACUUACGAUCACAGGGCUCUGAUAAUCGAUGGGAAGCGGCGGAUACUCAUUUCCGCUGGGAUUCACUAUCCUCGUGCCACUCCCCAGAUGUGGCCUGAUAUCAUUUCUAAGAGCAAAGAAGGGGGUGCUAAUGCCGUUCAAACUUAUGUAUUUUGGAGUGCCCAUGAACCAGUCAGGGGUCAGUACAAUUUUGAAGGAAGAAAUGACAUUGUCAAGUUUGUGAAGCUAGUAGGAUCUAGUGGACUCUAUCUUCAUCUUCGAAUAGGUCCUUAUGUUUGUGCAGAGUGGAAUUUUGGGGGCUUUCCUGUCUGGCUACGUGAUAUACCUGGCAUAGAAUUUCGAACAGACAAUAAGCCCUUCAAGGAUGAAAUGCAGCGGUUCGUGAAGAAAAUAGUUGAUCUAAUGCGGGAAGAGAUGCUUUUUUCUUGGCAAGGUGGCCCCGUUAUCAUGUUGCAGAUUGAGAAUGAAUAUGGCAAUAUUGAAGGCUCUUUUGGUCAAAAGGGUAAGAACUAUGUGAAAUGGGCUGCUAAUAUGGCUCUUGGUCUUGGUGCUAGUGUUCCAUGGGUCAUGUGCAGACAAGUUGAUGCUCCAGAGAAUAUUAUAGAUGCCUGUAACGGAUACUACUGUGAUAGUUUCUGGCCAAAUUCUCACAAUAAACCAAAACUCUGGACCGAGAAUUGGGAUGGAUGGUAUACAAAAUGGGGUGGGAGACUACCUCAUAGACCUGCUGAAGAUAUUGCAUUUGCUGUUGCCCGAUUUUACCAACGAGAAGGGAGCUUCCAGAAUUAUUAUAUGUAUUUUGGUGGAACGAACUUUGGCAGGACUUCUGGUGGCCCAAACUAUAUUACUAGCUAUGACUAUGAUGCUCCCUUGGAUGAAUAUGGAAUACUGAGGCAGCCUAAAUGGGGCCACUUAAAAGAUUUACAUGCCGCUAUAAUGCUUUGUGAACCUGCUCUAGUUGCUGUUGAUUCACCGAAGUAUAUUAAGUUGGGACCUAAACAGGAGGCACAUGUGUACAGUGAAAAUGCUCAUAUUCGUGCUGAAUCCACUAAUGAGUCCAGCAAUAUUGGCAGUUGUGCUGCAUUUUUGGCAAACAUUGAUGAGCAUAAAGCAGCUUCUGUCUCAUUAUUUGGACGAACAUAUACUUUGCCCCCUUGGUCAGUGAGCAUAUUGCCAGACUGCAGGAACACUGCUUUCAAUACUGCAAAGGUUGGGGCUCAGAUUUCUGUCAAGUCAACAGAGUAUAGUGUGUCUUCUCCAGAUAUUUCUCCACUUCAAAAGACAAUGAUUCAGGAUAAAGUUUUCCCCAUCCCAGAAACUUGGAUGAUUUACCAAGAGCAACUUGGUGCAUGGAAUAAUGAUAGCUUCACUGUCUCAGGCUUACUAGAACACCUGAAUGUGACCAAGGACAAAUCUGAUUAUUUAUGGUAUAUAACAAGAAUAUCUGUCUCUAAAGAAGACAUUUCAUUCUGGGAGAAAAACUCUGUUAAACCAAUGCUCACAAUUGAUAGCAUGCGUGAUUUGGUGUAUGUAUUUGUUAAUGGGAAACUUGCAGGUAGUACAUUUGGCCAUUGGGUCAAGGUGGAGCAACCCCUUCUGCUUGUGGAAGGACACAAUGAUAUAAUAUUGUUAUCUGAAACCACUGGCUUGCAGAAUUAUGGUGCUUUCUAUGAAAAAGAUGGUGCAGGCUUUAAGGGUCAAAUUAAACUUACUGGACUCUUAAAUGGGGAUAUUGAUAUAUCUGCUUCAUUAUGGACAUACCAGGUUGGGCUAAAGGGUGAGAGCUUGCAAAUAUAUACCACUGAAGGCAAUGAAAAGGCUAACUGGACCAACCUAACACCCGAGGCUAUCCCAUCCACUUUUUCAUGGUACAAGGCAUAUUUUGGCCCACCUGUUGGAAAUGAUCCUGUAGCUCUUAACUUGAGAAGCAUGGGGAAAGGCCAGGUUUGGGUGAAUGGACAUCAUUUGGGAAGAUAUUGGACAUUGGUCGCACCAAAAACAGGAUGUCAGGAGGUAUGUGAUUAUCGAGGGGCUUACGAUUCAGAAAAGUGUACGACAAAUUGUGGGAAACCUACUCAAAUCUGGUAUCAUAUUCCACGAUCCUGGUUAAAGCCAUCAAACAAUUUACUCGUGAUAUUUGAGGAAACUGGUGGAAACCCAUUUGAGAUUUCAAUCCUGUCAUAUUCCACAAAAACUAUUUGCGCUAAAGUAUCAGAAUCUCAUUAUCCCCCUCUUCACAUGUGGUCCCAUCCUGAUAUUGUAGAAGGAAGAGUGUCAAUAACAGGUAUUGCACCUGAAAUGCAGUUGCAGUGUGAUAAGGGGCAUAUUAUAUCAUCUAUAGAAUUUGCUAGCUAUGGAACUCCUAAAGGUAAUUGCCAAAAGCUUGUGAAAGGCAAUUGUCAUGCACCAGAUACACUAUCCGUUGUGUCUCAGGCAUGCAAUGGAAAGAAUAGCUGUUCAAUCAAAAUAGCCAACUCCAUAUUCGGUGUUGACCCUUGUCACGGCGUGCUUAAAACUUUGGCUGUGGAGGCAAAAUGCUCACCUAAUACUAUUACGCUGGAAAGUUCGGUUUCUGAUCUUUGAAUUCUUCACACGCGUGCAUACUUUCUCAGUCCUCUUCAAAGGUCAUUACUUCCACCCCCAAGCCAUGAUAUAUAGGUCAUUACUUUGUGUAUUAUGAAAUGUUCUGAUGAAUGUAUUUUAAUGGAGAGAUGUCAACUUUACAUAUGAUGAUUUCUUCUGAUGAUCAUGUGUAUAGAAAUAAUCAAAUCUGACUCUUGAGGGAAAAUAAAGAAGAGAAGGAUAUAAUUUUAUGCUUUGAAUGGGCAGGUAUUCUUUUUGUUUUA